CUCAGGCCUCUUGUGUUGCUCUUCUUUGCCGGUAGAUUGUACAACAUGGUUCGACUCUUACUCUCCAUUAAAGCCGAUCUCGAGAAUGUCACCGACCUUGUUCCAGCAGCAGAUUCGUUCGAAUAUUUCUUCCAGGUGAAAUGUACGAGCUGUAAUGAAGUGCAUCCAAAAUUCGUAUCCGUCAACCGUCUGGAAGAGCGCGAAGUCUCAUCUGGGAGAGGGAACACAGCCCACUUUGUGUGGCGCUGUGGGCUUUGCAAGCGCGAGUCCUUUGCAAAGUUCGAUCCAGGAUCAGCACCUCUGCCGUACUCCGCAGAUGCCAAUGGUCAAUAUCAAUUCGCGCAAUUCUUAACCAUUGACUGCCGAGGCCUAGAGUUCGUUGGAUUUGAUCCAAGGGGUAUCUGGAAAUGCGUUGGUGUGGAGUCCGGUACCGUUUUCGAUGAGGUCGAUCUUGAAGAAGAAGAAUGGGUGGACUACGAUGAGAAGGCGGCAUUACCUGUUGGCGUAUCGAACUUCAUGAGCCAGUGGACGAGAGCCUAG
Laetiporus sulphureus 93-53 is the source of this 540-nucleotide messenger RNA. RefSeq names its product DUF866-domain-containing protein. Bases 46 to 540 code for a protein of 164 amino acids. Gene Ontology annotation, molecular function: zinc ion binding. The transcript is spliced from 6 exons. The record is from RefSeq and is a predicted model, not a curated record. Lineage: Eukaryota; Fungi; Basidiomycota; Agaricomycetes; Polyporales; Laetiporaceae.